UCUCUCUCUCUCUCUUAACUCCACGGACAGCAGCUCCCAGAACAUCCUCUCUGCUCCUCUCGCGUCGUCUCGGACCGCUCCGCCACCUUCCACCAUUACGUCCCAACGCAGAACGGAUGUUUUAGCGCGCGCCUCGCGGACUCUGCAGAGGAAGACAAUCAUCGCCGCCGUGGUUGGUAUCGUUAUGGUUCUGGCUCUCAUUAUUGCGAUUCCCCUGCUGGUCCAAACCUCCCGGACCGAUGCGCACUACGAGAUGAUGGGAACGUGCCGGAUGAUCUGUGACCCGUACAACCCCAAACCGAGCGCCACGGCUCUGGAGGUCAUGCAGGACCUGAAUGCCAUCCCAUCUCCCAGCUUAGUUCAAGGGACUAAAGGCGAGCCGGGUCGGCCGGGGAAACCCGGACCGAGAGGGCCUCCAGGCGAGCCAGGACCACCCGGUCCAAGAGGGCCGCCGGGAGACAGAGGAGAUUCUGGGAAGCCGGUUUAUCCCGGUUUGCUGGGCACCGCAAGGACGGAGACAAGUGAGGAGCUGAGCUCUGCUGUCGAGGAGGCAAAGAUCGCGUUUUAUGUGGGUCUGAAAAACCCUCAUGAGGGGUACGAAGUGCUGCGGUUCGACGACGUUGUCACGAACUUGGGAAACCACUACGACCCAACGACUGGCAAGUUCACGUGCCAAGUGUCCGGGAUUUACUACUUCACCUAUCACGUAUUGAUGCGUGGAGGAGAUGGCACGAGCAUGUGGGCAGAUUUAUGUAAAAACGGGCAGGUCCGAGCCAGCGCCAUCGCGCAGGACGCUGACCAAAACUACGACUACGCCAGCAACAGCGUCGUCCUGCAUCUGGAUUCUGGGGACGAAAUUUAUGUGAAAUUGGACGGCGGGAAGGCGCACGGCGGGAACAACAACAAAUACAGCACGUUUUCCGGGUUCCUUCUGUACCCGGACUGAUCCGGGACACCGGGUCAAAUCCACAAAUCAACUUCAGCUGGUUGGGGCCAUUUAACUCCACUGAGAAGACCAUCAGAGGAGAGCCGCUGCUCACCUUCACCUUUUAAACCUUUUUUUUAAGGGGGAAUAAAUUUUCCGCCAACGAGGAUAAAAUAAUUCCACUUAUUUUCAGCUGGACCACCAAACAUCAGCGUUCUGCUUCAGAAAUAAGUGAAAUGAUUCAAUGUAAGAAUA
Melanotaenia boesemani (Boeseman's rainbowfish) is the source of this 1180-nucleotide messenger RNA. RefSeq names its product complement component 1, q subcomponent-like 2 (gene c1ql2). The coding region runs from base 185 to 946 and encodes 253 amino acids. Lineage: Eukaryota; Metazoa; Chordata; Actinopteri; Atheriniformes; Melanotaeniidae. The record is from RefSeq and is a predicted model, not a curated record. Gene Ontology annotation, molecular function: protein binding. The transcript has 2 exons.